AUGUUUCGAGGGAUCAACGUUGACCGCUUAGAGCUCGAACGAGAGGAGGAGGAGGAGAAGGAGGAGGAGGAGGAGGAGGUCGGAAGCGAUGCGUCCUAUGCGGAAUGGAAGUGGGUGGACAGCCCCUGGCGACCGUCGGGCCCUGCGGCUGCACAGCAUGAUCCGCGAGCUGCUUUCGAGAGAGCGUCACGCGGACAGACUGAGCCGGUCAACAAGAAGCUGCACAGCCUGCAUCAGCAAAGGCUCGUUUGCCUGGUUUUCUUUGAGCGACUGGACGCUGUCCCCUCCAAGGCAGGAGGAGGAUGUCGGCUAUUCUGUUCGCCGUCAGGGCGCAGACUGGUUUCCUGGCUGUCUGCACCGAGCUCAAAACAGACUGAGGCUGGCGUGGGGGACCCUGAGGGCCUGACGUCGGACUUGCAGCGCGAUGCCGGCAGCACAGCAGCAGCAGCAUGA
Messenger RNA from Moesziomyces aphidis, 453 nucleotides. The record is from the annotation of a GenBank genome assembly. NCBI's taxonomy places the organism in Eukaryota, Fungi, Basidiomycota, Ustilaginomycetes, Ustilaginales, Ustilaginaceae.